Messenger RNA from Budorcas taxicolor (takin), 4241 nucleotides. RefSeq names its product phosphatidylinositol transfer protein membrane associated 1 (gene PITPNM1). The transcript is spliced from 25 exons. Lineage: Eukaryota; Metazoa; Chordata; Mammalia; Artiodactyla; Bovidae. Bases 191 to 4033 code for a protein of 1280 amino acids. The record is from RefSeq and is a predicted model, not a curated record. Gene Ontology annotation, biological process: phospholipid transport. Gene Ontology annotation, molecular function: phosphatidylcholine intramembrane carrier activity; phosphatidylinositol transfer activity; metal ion binding. Gene Ontology annotation, cellular component: cytoplasm.
AAGGUCGGGGCCAUGGGCCCGCGCUGCGCCUCCAGAGGGUCCGGCCACUGCUGGAAUCCGCGGCCUGGGCUGGGGUCGCUCGGGGCUCCGACCCGCGGCCCGUCGGCCCCCGCCCGUACCGGGUGAGGGGCGUCCACCCUAGACUAGAGGAGCCGCGGAGGCCGCGCGCGGCCGGCCGAGCGCUUUCAGGAUGCUCAUCAAGGAAUACCACAUCCUGCUGCCCAUGAGCCUGGACGAAUACCAGGUGGCCCAGCUCUACAUGAUCCAGAAAAAGAGCCGAGAGGAGUCGAGUGGCGAGGGCAGUGGCGUGGAGAUCCUGGCCAACCGGCCCUACACGGAUGGGCCGGGUGGCAGUGGACAGUACACGCACAAGGUAUACCACGUGGGCUCCCACAUCCCAGGCUGGUUCCGGGCACUGCUGCCCAAGGCCGCCCUGCAGGUGGAGGAGGAAUCCUGGAAUGCUUAUCCCUACACCCGAACCCGGUACACCUGCCCCUUUGUGGAGAAAUUCUCCAUUGAAAUUGAGACCUAUUACCUGCCUGAUGGGGGGCAGCAGCCCAAUGUCUUCAACCUGAGUGGGGCUGAGCGGAGACAGCGCAUCUUGGAUACCAUCGAUAUUGUGCGGGAUGCUGUGGCCCCAGGCGAGUACAAAGCAGAAGAGGACCCCCGGCUGUACCGCUCGGCCAAGACAGGCCGAGGACCGCUGGGUGAUGACUGGGCGCGCACAGCAGCCCAGACCGGGCCCCUCAUGUGCGCCUACAAGCUGUGCAAGGUCGAGUUCCGCUACUGGGGCAUGCAGGCCAAGAUCGAGCAGUUCAUCCACGAUGUCGGUCUGCGCCGGGUGAUGCUGCGGGCCCACCGACAGGCCUGGUGCUGGCAGGACGAGUGGACAGAGCUGAGCAUGGCUGACAUCCGGGCACUGGAGGAGGAGACUGCCCGCAUGCUGGCACAGCGCAUGGCCAAGUGCAACACAGGCAGCGAGAGCCCCGAGGCCCAGCCCCCGGGGAAGCCGAGCUCCGAGGCCCGCGCCGGGGCCAGCCACGCCGGCACCCCCGGUGGGCCCGAGCCCCCGCCAGGCCCCGAUGCCUCGCCCGAUGCCAGCUUCAGCAAGCAGUGGUCUUCAUCCUCCCGUUCCUCCUAUUCGUCCCAGCAUGGGGGGGGUGUGUCUCCCCAGACUUUGUCUGAGUGGCGCAUGCAGAACAUUGCCCGGGACUCUGAGAACAGCUCCGAGGAGGAGUUCUUUGAUGCCCACGAAGGCUUCUCGGACAGUGACGAAGUCUUCCCCAAGGAGAUGACCAAGUGGAACUCCAAUGACUUCAUCGACGCCUUUGCCUCCCCCAUGGAGGCUGAGGGGACACCAGGCACAUGGGACAGGACAGGAUCAGAAGGAAUCUUCCAGGCAAACGGGCAUUGUGGGGAGAGGCGUCUCUGGGAACAGCAGGGACUGGCUGGCCUGUGCAAAGACCCUGGAACCGAGGGCACCAAAGACCCAGGGGACGGGGCCCGGGCACCCAGGGACUCGGAAGGUCAAGAUGGAGACAGUGCCGGGGAGCUGGGGGCAGAGGCGUGCGCGGUCCACGCCCUCUUCCUCGUCCUGCACAGUGGCAGCAUCCUAGACUCAGGCCCGGGAGAUGCCGACUCCAAGCGGGCAGAUGUGCAGACGCUGAGCCUAGCCUUCGAGGCCGUCACCCGCGUCCACUUUCCCGAGGCCCUGGGCCACGUGGCGCUGCGCCUGGUGCCCUGCCCACCCAUCUGUGCGGCUGCCUAUGCCCUCGUCUCCAACCUGAGCCCCUACAGCCAUGAUGGUGACGGCCUGUCCCGCUCCCAGGACCACAUUCCCCUGGCCGCCUUGCCGCUGCUGGCCACCUCAUCCUCCCGAUACCAGGGCGCCGUGGCCACAGUCAUCGCCCGCACCAACCAGGCCUAUGCGGCCUUCCUGCGCUCCUCUGAGGGUGCCGGCUUCUGCGGGCAGGUGGUGCUGAUCGGAGACGGCGUCGGCGGAAUCCUGGGCUUUGAUGCACUCUGCCACAGUGCCAGCGUGGGCACCGGGAGCCGGAGCAGCAGCCGCCGUGGAAGUAUGAACAAUGAGCUGCUCUCCCCUGAGGCGGGCCCAACGCGGGAUCCCCUGGCAGAGGGGCCUGAGGGCCUGGGCCGGGCCAGCCCAGAAACCUCUACCCUGCCCACCCAGCGCACCCCCAGUGACAUGGCUGGUCCCGAGCCCAAGGGCUCUCAAAACAGCCUGCAGGCAGCCCCCCCAGCCACCUCCUCCGGGGAGCCCCGGCGGGCGAGCACAGCCUCCUGCCCACCCACUGCCACCUCUGAGGCUCCUGACGGUGCCCCCUGUGCCGCCCGCCUUGACUUCAAGGUCUCCGGCUUCUUCCUCUUCGGCUCCCCGCUCGGCCUGGUGCUGGCUCUGCGCAAAACUGUGAUGCCCACGUUGGAGGUGGCCCAGAUGCAGCCAGCCUGCGAGCAGAUCUACAACCUCUUCCACGCGGCCGACCCCUGCGCCUCCCGCCUUGAGCCCCUGCUGGCCCCCAAGUUCCAGGCCAUCGCUCCCCUGGCGGUGCCCCGCUACCAGAAGUUCCCUCUGGGAGAUGGCUCGUCUCUGCUGCUGGCCGAUACUCUGCAGACCCACUCAGGCCUCUUUCUGGAGGAGCUGGAGAUGUUGGUGCCCUCAACACCCACGUCUGCCAGUGGUGCUUUCUGGAAGGGCAGUGAGUUGGGUGGUGACCCACCAGCCCAGCCAACUGCCCCCAGCACCACUAGUGAGGUGGUUAAGAUCUUGGAGCGCUGGUGGGGGACCAAGCGGAUUGACUACUCGCUGUACUGCCCGGAGGCGCUCACCGCCUUCCCCACCGUCACGCUGCCCCACCUCUUCCACGCCAGCUACUGGGAAUCGGCCGACGUGGUGGCCUUCAUCCUGCGACAGGUGAUCGAGAAGGAGCGGCCACACCUGACCGAGUGCGAGGAGCCGUCCAUCUACAGCCCGGCCUUCCCCAGGGAGAAGUGGCAGCGCAAACGCACCCAAGUCAAGAUUCGGAACGUCACCUCCAACCACCGGGCGAGCGACACGGUGGUGUGCGAGGGCCGCCCCCAGGUGCUGAACGGGCGCUUCAUGUACGGACCCUUGGAUGUGGUCACGCUCACGGGAGAGAAGGUGGACAUCUACAUCAUGACGCAGCCGCUGUCGGGCAAGUGGAUCCACUUUGGCACCGAGGUCACCAACAGCUCGGGCCGUCUCACCUUCCCGGUGCCCCUAGAGCGUGCGCUGGGCGUCGGCGUUUACCCCGUGCGCAUGGUGGUCAGGGGCGACCACACCUACGCCGAAUGCUGCCUAACGGUGGUGGCCCGCGGCACUGAGGCCGUGGUCUUCAGUAUCGACGGCUCCUUCACCGCCAGUGUGUCCAUCAUGGGCAGCGACCCCAAGGUGCGCGCCGGCGCCGUGGACGUGGUCAGGCACUGGCAGGACGCGGGCUACCUGAUCGUGUACGUGACGGGCCGUCCUGAUAUGCAGAAGCACCGCGUGGUAGCCUGGCUGUCGCAGCACAACUUCCCCCACGGCGUCGUCUCCUUCUGCGAUGGCCUUACUCACGACCCGCUGCGCCAGAAGGCGAUGUUCCUCCAGAGCCUGGUGCAGGAGGUGGAACUGAACUUCGUGGCCGGCUACGGGUCCCCCAAAGACGUGGCCGUGUAUGCGGCGCUGGGCCUGCCCCCCAGCCAGACCUACAUCGUGGGCCGCGCGGUGCGGAAGCUGCAGGCGCAGUGUCAGUUCCUGUCCGAUGGCUACGUGGCCCACCUGGGCCAGCUGGAGGCCGGCUCCCACCCUCAUGCCACCACGGGACCCUCAAGGGCCGCCCUGGCCAAGAGCAGCUAUGGUGGGGCUGCCCCUGUGGACUUUCUCCGGAAGCAGAGCCAGCUGCUCCGCUCGAGGGGCCCCAGCCAGGUGGAACGGGAGGGCCCAGGGACUCCACCCACCACCCUGGCGCGGGGCAAGGCGCGGAGCAUCAGCCUCAAGCUGGACAGCGAAGAGUGAGGCCCCAACUGUGGCUGGGCUUGGGUUAUUUAUUCAUAUACUUGUGGAGCCCCAGGGGCCGCCUGUGGAAGGCUGGGCCCACGCCUGCAUCCGUUUGCCCUCAGGGUUAGUUCCCUUUCAUGCUGGGGGACCCAGCCCUGGGGGCUGGAGGAGGGAGCAGCAAAGGUCCAGAGGCUUUUCCAGCGUGUGUAACUCCACGGAAAUAAAC